AUGGCCAGCGAGAAUUCUCCUCUGCUGGCCUACCGGCUCCUGGGAGAUGAGGGGGUUGCCUUCUCUGCCAAUGGGGCCGGGGGUCCUGGAGGGGCAUCUGCCCGGAAGCUCUCCACCUUCCUGGGUGUGGUGGUGCCCACGGUCCUGUCCAUGUUCAGUAUAGUUGUCUUUUUGAGAAUUGGGUUCGUGGUGGGCCAUGCUGGGCUGCUGCAGGCUUUGGCCAUGCUCCUGGUUGCCUACUUCAUCCUGGCGCUCACCGUCCUCUCUGUCUGUGCCAUCGCCACCAACGGAGCUGUGCGGGGGGGUGGAGCCUACUUCAUGAUCAGCCGUACCCUGGGGCCUGAGGUUGGGGGCAGCAUCGGCCUCAUGUUCUACCUGGCUAACGUCUGUGGCUGUGCUGUCUCCCUGCUGGGGCUGGUGGAGGCCGUGCUAGAUGUCUUCGGGGCUGACUCCGCAAGGUCCAGUGGGCUUCAGGUCCUGCCCCAGGGCUACGGCUGGAACCUGCUCUAUGGCUCCCUGCUGCUGGGCCUUGUGGGUGGGGUCUGCACACUGGGGGCUGGCCUCUAUGCCCGAGCCUCCUUCCUCACAUUCCUGCUGGUCUCUGGAUCCCUGGCCUCUGUGCUGGUCAGCUUUGUGGCUGUGGGACCCAGGAGCAUCCCCUUGACCCCUCGGCCUGGCCCCAAUGGCUCCUCCCUGCCGCCCCAGGUUGGCCACUUCACUGGCUUCAACAGCAGCACCCUGAAGGCCAACUUGGGUGCUGGCUACUCCAAGGACUAUACCACGGGGGCCAUGAUGAACUUCGCCAGUGUCUUUGCUGUCCUUUUUAAUGGCUGCACGGGCAUCAUGGCGGGGGCCAACAUGUCAGGGGAGCUGAAGGACCCCAGCCGGGCCAUUCCCCUGGGCACCAUUGUCGCUGUCGCCUACACCUUCUUCAUCUACACCCUGCUUUUCUUCCUCUCCAGCUUCACCUGUGACAGGACCUUGCUGCAGGAGGACUAUGGGUUCUUUCGCGCCAUCAGCCUGUGGCCCCCACUGGUGCUGAUUGGUAUCUACGCCACAUCGCUCUCGGCCUCCAUGAGCUCCCUCAUCGGGGCCUCCCGCAUCCUCCACGCUCUGGCUCAAGAUGACCUCUUUGGAGUGAUCUUGGCGCCGGCCAAGGUCGUGUCCCGAACAGGGAACCCCUGGGGGGCUGUGCUCUAUUCUUGGGGCCUAGUGCAGCUGGUGCUCUUGGCUGGGAAGCUGAACACGCUGGCCGCUGUGGUCACCGUCUUCUACUUGGUGGCCUAUGCUGCGGUGGACCUGUCCUGUCUGAGCCUGGAGUGGGCCUCGGCCCCUAACUUCCGCCCCACCUUCAGCCUGUUCUCCUGGCACACCUGCUUGCUGGGGGUGGCCUCCUGUCUGCUCAUGAUGUUCCUCAUCAGCCCCGGGGCCGCCGGCGGCUCACUGCUUCUCAUGGGCCUUCUUUCCGCCCUGCUCACUGCUCGAGGAGGCCCCAGUAGCUGGGGCUACGUCAGCCAGGCCUUGCUUUUCCACCAGGUACGUAAAUACCUGCUCCGGCUGGAUGUCCGGAAGGACCACGUGAAGUUCUGGCGGCCCCAGCUGCUGCUACUGGUGGGGAACCCCCGGGGCGCCCUGCCUCUGCUGCGGUUGGCCAACCAGCUCAAGAAGGGGGGCCUCUAUGUCCUGGGCCACGUCACCCUGGGAGACCUUGACUGCCUGCCCUCGGACCCUGUGCAGCCCCAGUACGGGGCAUGGCUCAGCCUGGUGGACAGAGCCCAAGUGAAGGCCUUCGUGGACCUCACCCUCUCGCCCUCUGUGCGCCAGGGAGCUCAGCAUCUGUUGCGGAUCUCCGGCCUUGGUGGCAUGAAGCCCAACACGUUGGUCCUGGGUUUCUACGAUGAUGCUGCACCCCAGGACCACUUCCUGACAGACCCUGCUUUCUCCGAGGCUGCUGAUGGCACCCAGGAGGGUGGGUCCCCAGCCCUGAGCACCCUGUUCCCUCCACCCCGGGCUCCCGGAAGCCCCCGGGCUCUCAGUCCCCAGGACUAUGUGGCCACGGUGGCAGACGCCCUCAAGAUGAACAAGAAUGUGGUUCUGGCCCGGGCCUGUGGGGCCCUGCCCCCUGAGCGGCUGAGCCGGGGGUCUGGGGGCACCUCCCAGCCGCAUCACGUGGAUGUGUGGCCCCUCAACCUGCUGCGGCCCCGGGGGGGGCCCGGCUAUGUGGACGUGUGCGGCCUUUUCCUACUGCAGAUGGCAACCAUCUUGGGCAUGGUGCCUGCUUGGCACAGUGCCCGGCUCCGGAUCUUCUUGUGCCUGGGGCCUCGAGAGGCCCCCGGGGCGGCCGAGGGGCGGCUGCGGGCACUGCUGAGCCAGCUGAGAAUCAGGGCUGAAGUACAGGAGGUGGUGUGGGGCGAGGGGGCUGGGUCUGGGGAGCCUGGGGAGGAGGAGGAAGGGGACUUUGUGAAUGGCAGGCGGGGAGAUGCCGAGGCAGAGGCCCUGGCAGGCAGCGCCAACGCCCUGGUUCGGGCCCAGCAGGGGCGCAGCAGAGGAGAAGGGCCCGGUGGGCCUGAGGGUGGGGAUGGCGAGGGCGGGCCUGCCACGGCCCUCACUUUCCUGUACCUGCCUCGGCCGCCAGCUGAUCCUGCCCGGUACACUCGCUACCUGGCGCUGCUGGAGAUUCUGACCCGUGACCUGGGCCCCACACUGCUCAUUCAUGGCGUCACCCCGGUCACUUGCACUGAUCUCUGA
This is a messenger RNA of Puma concolor (puma), 2748 nucleotides long. It is a transcript of the gene SLC12A9, whose product is annotated as solute carrier family 12 member 9. Gene Ontology annotation, biological process: potassium ion homeostasis; chloride transmembrane transport; chloride ion homeostasis. Gene Ontology annotation, cellular component: membrane. Gene Ontology annotation, molecular function: potassium:chloride symporter activity. The record is from RefSeq and is a predicted model, not a curated record. NCBI's taxonomy places the organism in Eukaryota, Metazoa, Chordata, Mammalia, Carnivora, Felidae.